This is a messenger RNA of Hibiscus syriacus, 2136 nucleotides long. RefSeq lists its product as uncharacterized. The transcript has 4 exons. Gene Ontology annotation, molecular function: catalytic activity. NCBI's taxonomy places the organism in Eukaryota, Viridiplantae, Streptophyta, Magnoliopsida, Malvales, Malvaceae. The coding region runs from base 1 to 2136 and encodes 711 amino acids. The record is from RefSeq and is a predicted model, not a curated record.
AUGGAUUCGACGAGCGUGAGCCUUGAUUGGAGGAAUUUAUUCGUGGGUUCGAAGAAUCAAUCUCUAGAUUUCUUUCCUCAUGAGAUUCGGGAUGGAGUUGUCACGGUUAAGCCUCCUAUUGAGGUGAUUGAGGAAGGCAUUGCUGAUUGGAAUAAUGCCCUAGUGGGUCAGUUCAUUGGUGCGGCUCCUAGGUUUUCCUCAAUGCAGCGUAUUAUCGAUUCGAUUUGGGAGAAUUCUUCGCAAGUUAAGGUUAGUUUAGCUGGCCCAAAUCUUUACGUUUUUUCGUUUUUGGAUGCUAAUUUGAGGGACUGGGUGCUUGAAAACGGUCCCUGGCAUGUCCAGAACAAGCCUCUGGUUCUGAGGAGGUGGGAACCUGGGUUGCAGAGUCUCAAUUUUGACCUAGCUUUAAUGCCUGUUUGGGUGCAACUCUAUAAUAUUCCGCUUGAACUGUACUCUCAAAAGGGUCUUAGUUACAUAGCUAGUGCGCUAGGUACUCCUCUCUAUAUGGACACUAUCACUGCUUCUCGUGAGAGGUUGGAAUUUGCUAAACUGUGUAUAAAGAUUGAAGCUGGCAGUGUUCUUCCUGAGGAUAUUCUUGUUACUCUUAGGGAUAGAUCGACUGUGAGUAUAAAGGUGCAUGUGCCAUGGAUGCCUCACCUAAAGAAGUCCAAGUCUGGAGGAAGAAAAAAGGUAUUCUUCCUGGGGGGGACUGGAAGUAAGGAUUCUUUGAAUGGUAAUGCUGAAGCUUCUGGACAGAUUUCUGAUUCUCUUCCGGGUAGUUCAUUGGGGGGGAUUCAUGGUUCGAAUCUUCAGGUUGGUGUUAUCAUGGAGUCUUCUGUCCAUGAUUUGCAGGAACCUAGUGUGGCCACACAGGCUACUGGCCUGGGGACUGACUCUUUGCCAACUGUUACUGCUGACAAGUCCGCUAUUUUGAAUGCUGAGGGAGUUGUCAAGCCUUGUGAUUUUCCUUCACUUCAGGAUUCUCUGAAGAAGAAGACAAGGGGCAAGAAAAAAGAGCCUGUUGGUUCCUCCAAUAAGCCAGAUUAUUUGGUGGAUGGUCUUAGGAAGACUAGGGUUGCCUCUUUGGGUGUAGCCAUGUUGCUUAAUGAGAUCAAGGCAAAGAAGAGGGGUCAUUUGGAUAAAACAAAGAGUAAUGUGGUGAAUUUGGUGGAUGUUAUCUGUCUUAUGGAGUCUAGGAUUAGAAGGGAAAAUUCUGUUAAGUUCUCCUCUGCCCUUUCUGCUGAUUGGAACCUGGCCAUUUCCAUCAUUGGUAAUAUUACUGGUCUCAGAACUGUUAUAACUGCUGUUUAUGGUAGCAAUUUUGGUGUUGCUAGAAGAGGUCUUUGGGAGCAUUUGAGGACUGUUGAGAAUGAUCUUGGUUCCUCUUCUUGGGUGAUUGGUGGGGACUUCAACAUAAUUGCCAGAGCUGAGGAAAGUUCUGACUUUGAGACUAUGGGAGUCCACAAUUCCUCUGACAUGAAGGAGUUCCAAGACUGCCUGGAAGAGCUUGACUUGAUGGACCACCCUUUCCUUGGGCCUACCUUUACUUGGUCCAAUAGGCAGGAAGGUUCUUUUUUAGCCCGGAAGCUAGAUAGAGUUCUGGUUAAUCCUAAGUGGCUACUUGAUUACCCUGACUCUUUUGUGGAAUUCAAAGCACAAGGAGUUUCUGAUCACUGCCUUGGGGUAUUAUGGACACAUAAGGGUGCUUUGGCUAAGAAGCCUAGGCCUUUCAAGUUUUUUAAUUGUUGGGUCUCCCAUGAGAAAUUUCUUAGCAUAGUCAAAGACUCAUGGCAAGUGCAUUGUGCAGGUUCUGCCAUGCAAGUUCUGUUCUGCAAAUUGAGAAGGCUUAAACCUCUCUUAAAAGAGCUCAAUAAGGAGUUUUUCUCUGACAUUUCUGGUAGAGUGAAGGGGAAAAGAGCUGAACUGGAGCAAUUACAGAUUUUUAAUCUGACUCAUGCUGAGCAGAGGAGAGUUGCUGAGGAAAAACGAAUUCAAGAUGAGCUUGUUAAUUUGGAAGUAGCUGAAUCUGAGUUUUUUAGACAAAAGGCUAAGUUGCAUUGGUUGGAUGAGGGGGACCUCAAUACCAAGUUCUUUCAUCAGAGGGUAGAAUCUAAUAAAAAAAAGAAAUACCAUUAG